GAUUCAAGCAAAUAAAGCAAAAAGGUUGGACAGGAUUCCCGGAUAUCGAGGACGCCAGUUGUUGACGGCGAGAACUUCCGGCGAAGGCCCAAAUGGAUGGAGCAAGGGGUGCUCUUUCCUGUUCGGGGGGCGCUGAUGAGAUCAGAGAGUUACAGGUGCUGGCGCAGCGGAGGGACGACAGUGCAGUGACAGUUUGAUUGCAGUCGGGAGGAGCUGGGCGUAAUCUAGCCGACGCCAGGCAGCCAGUCCCUCGUCAAAAAUCUGGGAUCGCUUUCAAUUACGUUCGUCCACGAGCAAACUGAAGGACAUGGAGGUUACCUCAAGUUUAGCGAGGGGCAGCAUUCCAUACUCGGUUCUCCUCCUUAAGCAGAAUGAAUUGCUUCGGAAGGGCAAGAUCGUUUUGUGCAGAAAUUAUAUUUCAGCUCCUGUGACAGGGUCAUUCAUGGCAAUUGUUGGUAAACUGUCUCCUUCCAUAAGCUACUUCGCGAAGAGGAAAAUUUUGGGAGUGAGUACUCAGAGUGGGAAUAAUUCCGAUGGUGAACUUGAUGAUUCUACUCCACCUGCAAUUGACGAGGUUCUGAACUACUUGGGGGCUUCUUAUGAGGGAGACUCGCUCAAUAAAUUUGAAAGAGUGGAGGAGAGGGGAACCUCAGAAGAUACAAUCGGUCUUCAAGAGGGAUAUGUCGGCGUGUUCGUUCGUCUUCUUGGCCUUGACAAUCCUGAGGUUGAAAGGGAGGAAGCUGUGCGGGCUCUGUGGAGGCACUCCGCUGGCGGAAAAUACUAUAUAGAUCAAAUAAUGGAAUUUCCGGGUUGUCUUAAUUUGAUCGUGAGCCUCCUGCGAUCACACAGAACAGCAGCAGCUGAAGCUGCAGCAGGCGUUUUGCGCAACAUUUCAUCCAUAGAAACCUACAGGUCUGCUGUUACUGAAGCUGGUGCCCUCGAGGAAAUUUUAGGCCUUCUUACACGUCGGGAUAUACCCGAGGUCCGGGAACACGCAACUUGCGUUUUGUGGAACUUGUCGGUGGAAGAAGGACCACGAGCUAAGCUUGUUAACCCUGAAAUAUUGCAAGUCCUGUCGAGUAUGCUUGGUUCCGAAAAGGAUGGAGAAAGAGAAGCUGCAGCUGGAGUCUUAGCAAACCUUACUCAGAGUUCUUGUUACUCUGAUGAACUUGUGAAAGUGGGCAUAAUACCAAAACUGGCAAAGAUUCUACUUGACGACGGACAUGGGACGAAAGUUUCUAGGCAGGAGGCGAAGAAUGCCUUGAUCAGAUUGGGACAAGAGCGGCACAUAGAGCACCUUAUUAUAGAAGAAGGACUAGUAUUCGUACCUGUCAUCGGAGCAAGUGCUUACCGAUCAUUCAAGCCUCUGUUACAAGAGGCCCCUACUCUUCCUGAAAGUGUUGAUGUCCUGCAAACUGCUCCAAAGGUGCCCUCUACUUUUGGAGCAGGUAAUCUUUUGCUCGGUCUUAACUGGGAAAGCCGUGGCAACGAUAUCGAUGAUGCAUCCCGUCUCAUUAUCGAGGGGCGGGUGAGACAACAGUUUCUUGCUAGGGUUGGGGUGAUAGGGAAGAAAAGUUCCAAAACUGAAGAGAGUGGAGACGAACAAGUCACCUUGAUGUCCUGGUGGGAUGGAAUUACAAGACUUGUAUUGAUUCUCGGAUUAGAUAAUUUGAACGUUGCAAAGCAGGCAGUGCAAGCGUUAGGAUCGAUAGCAAUUAAUGAGGACAAUAGGCAAGCCAUACAGAAGUCGGGGGCAAUUCCCCAUCUUGUCCGGUUAUUAGGAUGUGGUGAUGAAGACAUCGCAUUAGCUGUCACUUCUACACUUAAUAAACUUGCUAUCAGUCGUCAGGUUCGAAGAUCCAUCAAUUCUCACAAUGCGCAAUUAGCAUUGGUCGCGAUACUGAACAGCGUUGAAACCUCUGAUGACGUCAGGGAAGAGAUGGUCUGUGCUCUUUCGCGCUUGUCAAAAGCAGAAGAAGAAAUGGAAGCAGUCAUUCAAGAUGGUACUAUAUCUGGUCUUAUAGACAUAGUCAGUUCGGAGAGGGCCAGCAUUGAAGAAAAAGAAGAAGCUGAAGAAAUUUUAGAAGAAGUGGCGUCUUUGAAAUCCGAGCCAAGGGACGGGAUCGUAACAGGUGGUGGCCUUCCUCAUCUAUUAAAAAUAAUGGAAAGGGCCUCAGUACCUUAUGCGGAGCAGGCUGCGUGUUUACUUGAUGAACUGGCUACCAACAGUUCGAAUGCUAAUGCUAUCUUAGCUGCCGGAGUGGAAUCAUCUCUGUCGAAAUCUUUGAAACUUCUGUUCGACGAAGUCACCGUCGUAACGUCGGAUGAAAUAGUGUUGGAUCGCGAGGACGGCUACAGGUUCGUUGCUGCACUUUCUAGACUCGUGCAGACAAUUGCCAGAUCUGCAAAAUUUGAGAAUCCAUCAGAACUUGCGAAAAUAUUGAGGAACAUUUUGCAAGAUGAAUCGGCACCUCUCAACAUAAAAGACUGGGUCUCAGCUUCUCUGAUAAAACUGGAGCAGGUUUGUAAGGGUUUCGGGGAAGACAAUCCCGUAGAAGCUUUUGUGGACUUCGAAGUCCACGUUCGUGACACCAUUCCUUGGUUGGUUAGAGAAUUAGGUCCCGACUUUUCGCCAAUAGUUAGGGAGAGAGCCGUCACACAUUUGAGGCUGUUGCUAUGUCAAGGUUCGAAUGCAUAUGCCACUGCCGUAGCUUCGGCAGGAGCUGUAGAUAAGCUGGCUGAUUUGCUAAAAUCCGGAUCGGACAUAGCUCGGGCUGCUUCAGUAUCAGUUUUGUAUACUUUGAGCAUGAAUGAGGAGAAUCAUCCUGCAAUGUUGGCAGCAGGGCUGGCACCUUGUUUAGUCGAGUUGGUUAGAAGAAAAGUGCCUGAAUGGAGGCUUGCCUUCUACUUGCUACGAGCACUUCCCAAGUAGCACAAUUUUGAGACAGAGCGAUCCAAAAGUGUAUAUACUCAAUCUUUGAAAUCAGUUUCUCGUAGCAGAGAAUUCCAAAACAACUGUGCAGGUCGAGAUACAUCGCAGUUAUGACGUUUCAUCUUCCUCAAUUUCUAAUCAGGAACUUGGA
Molecule: messenger RNA, 3083 nt
Organism: Marchantia polymorpha subsp. ruderalis
Lineage: Eukaryota; Viridiplantae; Streptophyta; Marchantiopsida; Marchantiales; Marchantiaceae
Source: the annotation of a GenBank genome assembly